AUGCAUGCUGUCAGCGCUGCUGCGAGCGGAGAACAGAUCCGCCCGCCGGUGCAGGAGGGCCGCGACGCGGAGCUUGCAAGUUUGCAACGGCAGAUUUCGCAAUUGGCGGCCCUGGUGGAGGAGUCGGUGAAGAAGAAGGAGCCUGGUAGCGUCGUGGCGGAUGCAGCCAGUAGUGGCGGCUGGGUUGCCGCCACCGGAGGCCAAGAUCAGCCCCUGCUGCCGCACGGCGGAGACGGGGGAUUUCUCCAGCAGCAAGCGAGAGAUAGUGGGCAAGGACCACGGCAGCUGCUGGAAGGCGGCUGGGCCAGCAGAUCGGGAGCGAACCCUGUUGGACCAGCCGGAGUGGGCCCGGGCAUAGGACCGGACUACGGGGAAGCGAGGGGGUUAAACCCCCCAGGUGAGAUACCCGUGAUUCGAGGAAAUGGAGAAUACCUCGACGGCUACAGCAGUAGCCACAUGAAGAGGGUAACGGUCAAUGCUCCGCUCCUAGACGGAAAAAGCCGUAGCCACGGAUUUGACUCGUGGCGAAAAUCAUUCAUCCAAGCUGCGAAGACCAUCGACUUGGACGGGCUGUUUAUAGGAGAUGCAGAGAGCAGUAUCCCCGUGGGCGACCCAAACUUGCCCACUUCCGAACUGCUCCGUAGGGGGUACACGAGAGCAGAAGUCCAACGGGGGCUUCAGGCGUUCCACUUUAUCACUACUGCUGUGGUAAAAGAAGCUGACAAAGCAAUUAUCAGCAACUGUACGUCAGCGAAAGAGGUCCUUGCG
Ectocarpus sp. CCAP 1310/34 is the source of this 768-nucleotide messenger RNA. The record is from the annotation of a GenBank genome assembly. Lineage: Eukaryota; Phaeophyceae; Ectocarpales; Ectocarpaceae.